AUCGAAUGAAAAUCUACUUGGAAUUCCCUUUAACCUAUAAAAAUAGCUUGUGUUUUUACUGCUUCUUUGAUAUAUUUUAAAUAAAUAUUACUUGCAGUUAUAAUGAAUAACUACUUUACGGAAUAUGAAAACCUGGAGGUACACGAGCUAAUGCUAAAAGAUCGUCCACGACAAGAGGCCUAUCACAAUGCCAUAUUAAAGAAUAAGGAAUUGUUUAAAGAUAAAAUUGUAAUGGAUGUAGGUGCUGGCACGGGAAUUCUUUCCGCGUUUUGUGCCCAAGCUGGUGCUCGCUUGGUUUAUGCCGUGGAAGCCUCCAAUUUGGCAACUAAAGUGGCUCUGGAUUUAAUUGAAGAAAAUGGUCUUACCGAAAUUGUUAAGGUCAUACAUUCGCAAAUAGAGGAAUUCGUUUUGCCGGCUACGGCUGAUAAAGUGGAUAUCAUUGUAUCGGAAUGGAUGGGAUUCUAUUUACUGCACGAGGGCAUGUUGGACUCCGUUCUCUAUGCUCGCGAUCAUUUCCUUAAACCAGAUGGGCAAAUGUUUCCCAGUGAAUGCACCAUUUAUGUCUCGCCGUGCUCUGUUCCAUCUCUUUUCGACUAUUGGCAAAACAUAGAUGGCGUAAAUAUGGAACGAUUUGCCAGCAAACUCCGUUUACAAAAAUCAACAAGACCGGAAAUUGCACAUCUAAAGCCCAAAGAUUUGCUUCACGAGGGCAUUGUAUUCCACUGGAUGAACUUGCUUGACGUGGAUGCCAAAGAGUUGGAUGAGAUACGCUUCAAGGAGGUGGUAUCCACACAGACUGCUGGCAAGCAUCAAGGAUUCUGUAUAUGGUUUGAUGUACGUUUCCCUGGCGAGGAAUCUGUGACACUGAGCACUUCUCCACAUGCACCGGAAACCCAUUGGAAACAGUGUGUUGUUGUUCUUCCAGAAGAGAAUUGUGAAAAUCUAGAAGAGAAAUCUCCAGUAGCAUUUCAAAUAUUGAUGAAACGCAAUGCAAAUGAUGCCCGAAAGUAUAAUCUGGAAGUGGAACUGCUCGAUCCCAAUGUGGAAGAACAUCCAGUGCCCUGUUCAUGCCACAUGACAAAAUGUAUCCUAACUGAAGCUCACCUUAAGAUGAUGGACACUUCAUAGUGUACAAAUCGUAAUUGUUAAUCAGUGUGUAAGACGUAGAAAUAUUCAAUUAAACAACACAUACAAUUUUAUUUACCUCAGUCAAACUUAACAGCUAUACCAUUUUUUAAUAUCUAAAAAUAUAUAAUUUGCAAAAUAGCUUUAAUUAGCGCCCAAAAUGUGGCAUUAGCCUAAAAGCCGUUGCAAUCGGCAUUGAAGCUCCUUGAGAGAAUGCUGUAAACGGUUCGUGUCCGGCUUCUGGUAACAAAUAUUCAAGCACGCCGCAACUAUGUCUUGUGCCUUGCCCAAUAUCCGUCUCCUGAUAACAAGAGUAAUCAUUGUAAAUGUUAAAGGGCAACAAUAUUUUAAUAUUACUUACUUGGAACGGUACCAAAUGGCUUGUGCAUUGUCAGCCAGAAGCGUAACCACUCGUAUAGCCGACUGUAUUAAAUGCCAUUCAUUGCCUUCGUUUGCCCAGAUGCGUUCAUUCAUCGAGAUCAUUCUAAUUAAAUAUUUGUUAUGUUAAUAAUGAAAAUUUAUAAAUAAAGUCGCUACAAUCACUAA
This is a messenger RNA of Drosophila innubila, 1671 nucleotides long. It is a transcript of the gene Art8, whose product is annotated as protein arginine N-methyltransferase 6. Gene Ontology annotation, molecular function: protein-arginine N-methyltransferase activity. The transcript is spliced from 2 exons. The record is from RefSeq and is a predicted model, not a curated record. NCBI's taxonomy places the organism in Eukaryota, Metazoa, Arthropoda, Insecta, Diptera, Drosophilidae. Gene Ontology annotation, biological process: peptidyl-arginine methylation. Bases 103 to 1128 code for a protein of 341 amino acids. Gene Ontology annotation, cellular component: nucleus.